Messenger RNA from Capsella rubella, 1154 nucleotides. RefSeq lists its product as uncharacterized. The transcript has a single exon. The record is from RefSeq and is a predicted model, not a curated record. NCBI's taxonomy places the organism in Eukaryota, Viridiplantae, Streptophyta, Magnoliopsida, Brassicales, Brassicaceae. The coding region runs from base 467 to 925 and encodes 152 amino acids.
AUAAUGUAUUAAUAAUUUAAUAUACAUACUUCUUUGGAUCGACACAACAUGUCAUCAUAAUUAACUUUAACAACAACAAAAAAUACAUUAUGGCUUUAUAUGCCUCAGAAUAAAAUACUACAAAUUCCAUAUUUUAAUAUAUUGAGUGUGUGAUCACAAUUUUUGAGACUUUCUCCUCGCGCCUACCAGACUUGGAAUUUUCUAGUCAUUUCAACUGACCUGUUAAACUCUAAUCUGAGCCGUCACUUUAAUCUCAUCUACUCAUCUCAACCGUUAAAAAUCUCCUUUACCCCGACCCACACGAACCUGUCGACAAAAAUAAAUAAACCUUUCUUCAAACUUUCCCGGAAGAUCACUAGAAACCUCCAAUGAACCAUCCAAGACCACGACCAAAUCAUUCUCUCUUUACUAAUAAUUAUAUAAACAUUUUGAUGUUUACUUCUUACUUCUUACCCACUCAAAAUAGAUGGCGAGCUUGAGCACGAGCUUGCUAGGGAUAAGACGAGGGUUGAGUAACAAGAACAAGGUAGAUCAUCAAGAUAAGACCAAAACCGCGGUGUUUUGUAAGAAGCAUCCGAAGCAUAGACAAUCACCUGGUGUUUGUUCUCUUUGUCUUAACGAGAAGCUCUCUCUUUUUAUGAAAGCAGCUUCUUCACGUGGACGACCAAGAUCUCUCUCUUCAUCAUCAACUAGUUCCUCUCUUUCUUCUUACUGUUCUUCAUCUGUCUCUUCUUGUCCUUCUCCUCUUCUUGAUGGCCGACGAUACUUGGUAGUGGAAGGAGGCAGCGGGAGAAGAGAAAAAGGGGUUUCGUGGAUGACGAAAAGCCGAUCUGUUGCUUAUAAAGUUGAUGAUGAGAAGAAGAAGAAGACGACCAAAAGUGGUUUCUUUUAUGGUUUGGUAAUGGGAAACAAGAAGGGGAAAUAAAGAGAGUGUUGUAGAUUUGUUAGAUAUUAGAUUGUUCUUGAUUGAGUAAUUUUUAUGAAUGCGUUUCUUGAUUCUUUCAUUUUUUUAUUGGUUGCUACAUAUAUCUAGAUCAUGACUAGAUUAGUUUAGUUUUUUUUGGUACGUGUGCAAGUGAGAGAGAUUAUUCUCUGUUAACAACGAUAUGAGAAUGAGAAAGCAAAACUAAAUACAUAAUUAACGAGGUUGCAAA